Suillus paluster is the source of this 721-nucleotide messenger RNA. RefSeq lists its product as uncharacterized. The record is from RefSeq and is a predicted model, not a curated record. The transcript has 7 exons. NCBI's taxonomy places the organism in Eukaryota, Fungi, Basidiomycota, Agaricomycetes, Boletales, Suillaceae. Bases 137 to 721 code for a protein of 194 amino acids.
GAAAGGGCUUCUCCUGGCAGGGGGAAAGAAUUUGCCCAAGGCAAGUUGACUCCACGUUGCAGCAGAAGCCGCCACGAAGCAACAGGUGUCAAAACAUUAAUUGGUAAAAUUCUGUUUGACAGCUAAGAUUAGCAACAUGGAACGAGAAACCAGCGGUCUACGCGGGCGCGUUGAAGAUAAACCAAUUUGCCAUCUCAAAAUCCUGAGAGACAAUCGCCUUCUUAACACACUUCCUGGACGUGCCAUAGCACCUUCGCGUACACCUACACAAUCAAAAAUUUUGACGGAUACCAUGAAGAUUCAAUUCACUUACCUCGCCAUCCUUGCCGCUGCCGCUGGGGUGAAGGCGGCUCCUAGUAAUACCGAUUCAAUAAAGUGCAAACCGACAUGCUACCCUACUGAGGCUUCCUGCACGGGAGACUGGACGCCCUUCUACAUCGAUGAAGACAGAUGCUAUGAGUGCUGCAUUUUGGUUCUGAAGAUCAUACAUGUGUGGAUGCUAAAUUUGGGCGCCAUUGGUUUGGCUGUCAUUGGUAGGAGCCUUUACCCGAACGGUCGUCCUGAGAUGAAAGCAGCAAUCCUUAUCGGAUGCGCAACCAUCGAACCACCGAAGAAUACCCCGGAUAGUGCAUUGUGUGAUAAAAUCCUUGGUGAUGAACGUCAGGAGGAUGUCGUAGUUGUCUACCGCGACCAAGUCGACGGUAACGGCAACCGAGACUAG